AUGUUUGUGGAGGAGGAUGCUAAAGCCAUCUUGGCUACUUCAAUCCCCCAACGUGACGUUAAAGACAGAUUGGCCUGGAUUGGGACUUCAAAUGGAAUUUAUUCUGCUAAAUCAGGGUACCAUUUCUGGUUUGAUCGAACGGUGGGAACAGGCAAUGUGCAACAACAUCAAGGUUGGAGUAAAAUUUGGAAGUUGAAUUUGCAUCAUAAGGUUAGAAUAUUUACUUGGCGCAUCUGUCGUAAUAGUAUUCCUGUUAGAACUAGAUUGAGCUCGAGGGGUAUUACUCUUCCGUUAGAGUGCCCCAUGUGUGACAAGGCUCCUGAAGACAUGCUGCACUUGUUCUUUAACUGUGACUUUGCACUUGAAUGCCGGAACAAUGUUGGGCUUAGCUACGACAUGACAGGGGUGAUAGAUGUUGCAGGGUGGUUGCUUGAUAAGAUUGUCGAGUUACCGUCAGAUGAGUUUGGUAAGUUGAUCACGGUUCUCUUGGGGGUGUGGUUCUGGAGGAAUAAUAAAGUCUGGAAUAACAAGUUGGUGGCAGCCUCUGUGGCAAUGGCCGAGAGUUGCAGAUCGAUUAAUAACUGGAGAGAAGCAAGGAAGAAACUACAAGUCCAGAAACCAUCUAGAGCUGUGAACAUUGAUAGUAGAUGGACACCUCCAGAAGCAGGAGCUCUGAAGGUUAAUGUGGAUGUCAGCAUUCGAGAAGGAGCAGAGUCUUUUGGAAUUGGCAUGGUCCUUAGAAAUCAUGAAGGAAUUUUUAUGGCGGGCAAAACUCUCUGUUUGCAGGCACCAAGCUCAGUUUUUGAAGGAGAGGCAAUCGGUGUUCGAGAGGCUUUAUCAUGGAUUGCGGAUCAACAUUUGGAAGACAGGAGAGUCUAUGUUGAAUCAGACUCUCAGCUCACAGUUCGAGCCAUUCAUAAUGAAGAUGUUAACUAUUUGGAGGUAGGUGUGGUGGUCGAAAGCUGCUACCAGAAGCUCCAACAACUCGAGCAUGUGUCACUUAGUUUCAUUCGGCGAAAUGCUAAUAGGGUAGCUCAUGAAUUAGCUAGGUAUCCCUGUUUAGCUUACUGCCAGGUUCUUUUUACGUCUCCUCCAGGGAAUGUGGUGGAGGCUAUUAUGUACGAUGUUUUGAAAUAA
This is a messenger RNA of Daucus carota subsp. sativus, 1137 nucleotides long. RefSeq lists its product as uncharacterized. The transcript has a single exon. The record is from RefSeq and is a predicted model, not a curated record. The coding region runs from base 1 to 1137 and encodes 378 amino acids. Lineage: Eukaryota; Viridiplantae; Streptophyta; Magnoliopsida; Apiales; Apiaceae. Gene Ontology annotation, molecular function: nucleic acid binding; RNA-DNA hybrid ribonuclease activity.